Adineta ricciae is the source of this 1449-nucleotide messenger RNA. The record is from the annotation of a GenBank genome assembly. NCBI's taxonomy places the organism in Eukaryota, Metazoa, Rotifera, Eurotatoria, Adinetida, Adinetidae.
AUGUGUACUUUAAUAUCGUAUUAUUCAAUCAUUGAAUUAUAUCGUCCGAAUAUUCCCAAUACAAAUAUUCGAUCGACUAGAAAGAGUUCCUUUCAGCAAAUAUCAGUUGUUCAUUAUACUAGAAUGCGAAUCUGCAAGCUGAUCGAUCCGGAAGAAUAUACUGAUGCUGAUGGUGUUAUUGUCACUAGUUUUGAUCUUGUUCGGCUGCCAAGUUUACUCGAUCGGAAUAAUUCUUACAGAAAUAAAUACCAAUCACAAUUAUGGUUAUUUCAUUCAGAAGAAUCUCCACGAAAUUCUUACAGAACAGUUCAAAUGAAAAAUAUCUCGGAAUUAGAUGACUGGUUUAAUUUAACAGCAACGCUCAAACCUGAGUCUGAUCUUCACAUACAAUACAAAGGUUAUCGAAUUAAACCUUCAAUAGUAAAUCUUAUUACAAAUAAAUUGAAUUUAACCUUUAAUAUGACCAUUAAUACAACAUAUCUUCCACAAACAGAUCUAUUUGAUAAUAAUAGUUCAACUUAUUUCAAUACUCUCAUUUCGGCUUUGUCUAACGAAUUGAACAUGCGACGAAAUAAUUAUCUCACAGCUUGUCCUUUCACUUGCAAUCAACCAGUACCAGCCGAAUUGGUCAAUUCUCUUCAACCGCAUCUAAAACCGAUUUCCCCUAAAGUAUUAAAUCGUGAUACUGUUUACAUAGUUUGGUUCGUAUCGAAUUGUAAUAGUCACUCUCGUCGAGAAGAGUACGUUUUAAAAUUACGCUCACAACCCGGCAUUCACGUAGAUAUUUACGGGGAUUGUUCGUCAAUGCUCAAUUCCCAUAUCGUUCCAUUACAAUGCAAGAAAGGCACGCCGGAUUGCAUGGAAAAGACUCUUUCGAACUAUCGAUUCUAUCUGGCCUUCGAAAACUCGAAAUGUGAUACGUAUAUUACAGAAAAAUACUGGAUGCAAGGAUUAAAUGGUAAAGCAAUUCCGAUCGUUCUGGGAGCAAGUAAACAACAAUAUCAACGUAUUGCUGUACCGAACUCUUAUAUUCAUGUCGAUGAUUACAAAACAGUUGAAGAGCUGGCCAAAGAACUCCACCGUUUGAAUCGAAACGAUUCUGAAUUUACGAAAUAUUUACAAUGGACACAAUUGUACGAUAUCGGAGUAAAUUAUUCACCGACAGUCAGAUAUGAUAUGUAUUCAACACUUUGUUUUCUGGGUCAUUAUCAACGUUUGCAUUCGAUGAAAGCUAAUGACCAACAGAGAAUGUAUAUACUCGAACUUAUACGAAGUAUCUUUCGCUUAGAAGCUGUUCGUCUUCCGAAUUUUAAUUGGUCUACAGCGAAAAGCAAACUCAUACGUAUCAGUGAAUUUUACAAUCCAAAAAUUGAUUGCUGGGACGCGGAUUAUCCCUCGUUGUUGACAAGGAUCUAUAAUUAUUUGUUUUUGUGGUGGAAGCUUCUGUGA